UUCCCACCUUUGCAUCCAUUGUAAAUAUAGGGGAAGUCUGUUCUGGAUUUCUGUUGUUACCAGUUUCGAAGGGAAAUAUAUCUGAUUAUUAUUCCAUCCGUUUAACCUUUAAUUGUGCAGGAUGAGCGCACAGCAGAUUCUGAAAGUGUUCGUCACGAGACGCAUUCCCCAGGAGGGCAUGAAAAUACUCCAAAAAGCCGGCCUGUGUAAUUUGUCAGUGUGGGACUCAGAUGAGCCUGUGCCCCGGGCAGAACUUCUGAAGGGGGUGGCAGGUGCUCACGGGAUUCUCUGUUUACUCUCAGACAAAAUUGAUACUGAGGUCUUGGAUGCGGCUGGACCCAACUUGAAAGUGAUCAGCACACUCUCUGUUGGAUUUGACCACCUUGCUAUAGAUGAGAUAAAGAAACGAGGGAUAAGAGUAGGCUACACUCCUGAUGUUUUGACGGAUGCUACUGCUGAGCUAACAGUGGCUCUGCUCUUGGCCACUGCCCGACGUCUUCCUGAGGGUGUAGAAGAAGUGAAAAAUGGCGGCUGGAGUACAUGGAAGCCUCUGUGGCUGUGUGGUUAUGGUCUUUCGGGCAGUACUGUUGGGGUGAUUGGAUUGGGCCGCAUAGGUUUGGCCAUUGCAAGGCGACUGAAGCCGUUUGGUGUGAAGAGACUGCUGUACACCGGCAGACAGCCCAAACCUCAGGCCCAAGAGGUUGAUGGGGAAUAUGUGCCAUUAGACAAUCUGGUGAGUGAGAGUGAUUUUGUGGUGGUGUCCUGUUCUUUGACUCCUGACACUCAGGGCCUUUGUGACAAAACAUUCUUCAGCAAGAUGAAGAAAACAUCAAUCUUUAUCAAUACCAGCAGAGGGGCAGUUGUGAAUCAAGAGGACUUGUUUGAAGCCCUCAGCAGUGGUCGGAUUGCAGCAGCGGGGCUUGACGUCACAACCCCUGAACCUCUGCCCACUGCCCACCCACUUCUGACUCUUAAAAACUGUGUGGUCCUCCCUCAUAUCGGAAGCGCUACCUACUCCACACGUGGUGUCAUGAGUGAACUCACUGCAAACAACUUGCUGGCAGGCUUGACAGGCUCUGAAAUGCCCAGUGAGCUGAAAAUGUAGUGCUCUUGCUUGUGCCUUAUACUAACAGAAAAAAGUCAGUACUGUGACAUCUAACCAUUAAAUGCACUACAUGAACUUUAUGAGAUUAAAGUGGAUAAAACACAUUAGAAUUAUUUCACCUGGAUAAUCUCUAUUAUAACUGGAAUAACAUGCUUUGAUGCGUUUAUCUUGCUCAUUUUUUCUGCUGUGAUAUUUCACAUUUGAAGUCAUUCAACACUCAAUUCAAAUGGCAUUAAUACCCUCCAAAUUGUUGAUUAAAAACAUUGAAUGAA
This is a messenger RNA of Rhinichthys klamathensis goyatoka, 1377 nucleotides long. It is a transcript of the gene grhpra, whose product is annotated as glyoxylate reductase/hydroxypyruvate reductase a. The coding region runs from base 122 to 1105 and encodes 327 amino acids. Gene Ontology annotation, cellular component: cytosol. The record is from RefSeq and is a predicted model, not a curated record. The transcript is spliced from 9 exons. Gene Ontology annotation, molecular function: hydroxypyruvate reductase (NADH) activity; glyoxylate reductase (NADPH) activity; NAD binding. Lineage: Eukaryota; Metazoa; Chordata; Actinopteri; Cypriniformes; Leuciscidae.